AUGUUCCGUGAAGAGGGAGCCCGUCUUAUCUACGAGUAUGAUGCUGAGCAGCUCUAUAUUGAGCCCUGGGGUCCGGAUGCCUUUCGGAUCAGAGCCACGAAAUGCGCGACCAUGCCACCUGAAGACUGGGCGCUGGAGGGGCAACAGCCUCCUGUUAUUCACCCCCAAAUCGCCAUCUCCUCAACCUCUGCCAAAAUCACCAACGGCAAGAUCCGGGCUGUCAUUACCAAGUUCGGUAAGCUGACAAUCUCAAACUCUCAAGGCCGUACUUUGCUCGAGGAGUAUACACGCACCCGUCGCGAUAUCCUCGAUCCUAAAUGCAGUGCUAUCGAAGUCGAGGCCCGCGAAUUCAAGCCCAUUCUUGGCGGUGAUUAUCACUUAACUGCACGAUUUGAGAGUAUUGACCCAGAGGAGAAGAUAUUCGGCAUGGGUCAAUAUCAGAUGCCCUUUCUAGAUCUGAAAGGGAUGGAUCUUGAGCUAGCGCAUCGCAACUCUCAGGCCUCUUGUCCUUUUGCUCUUUCGUCCCUCGGAUACGGACUUUUAUGGAAUAACCCUGCGAUCGGACGCGCGAUCCUGGGAAGAAAUACGAUGAGCUUCGAGGCGUACUCAACAAAAGUAAUGGACUAUUGGGUCGCAGCGGGCAAUUCGCCUGCGGAAAUUGAGGAGCUCUAUGCCAACGUCACCGGGAAAGUGCCUAUGAUGCCUGAAUAUGGCCUGGGUUUCUGGCAAUGUAAACUUCGAUACCAGACACAGGAAGAGCUUCUCGGCGUAGCUAGAGAGUAUAAACGUCGUGGUUUACCAAUUGAUCUGAUUGUGAUUGACUUUUUUCAUUGGCCCAAGCAAGGGGAGUGGAAAUUUGACCCGGUCUACUGGCCCGAUCCAGUUGCUAUGGUCCAGGAACUACGCGAGAUGAAUAUUGAGCUAAUGGUUUCUAUCUGGCCUACCGUGGAUAAGAAGUCAGAGAAUUUCGAGGAGAUGCGCGAACGUGGCCUUCUCAUUCGUGUGGACCGCGGCAUUCGCACUGGCCUGGAUUUCGAGGGUGAGACCAUCCACUUUGAUGCUACAAAUCCUAAAGCGAGAGAGUAUAUUUGGAAAAAGGCUCGGGAUAAUUACUAUGCCAACUGCGGCAUUAAAACAUUUUGGCUCGACGAGGCUGAACCCGAAUAUACGGCAUAUGAUUUUGACAUCUAUCGGUACCACCUUGGGUCAAACUUGGCCAUCGGAAACAUCUAUCCACGGGACUAUGCGCGAGCUUUCUAUGAAGGAAUGACUAGUGAAGGUCAAAAGAAUGUAGUGAACUUGGUACGGUGUGCCUGGGCCGGUAGUCAGAAGUAUGGCGCGCUCGUCUGGAGCGGUGAUAUCGCAUCUUCGUGGAGCAGCUUCCGGAACCAGCUUGCCGCUGGUCUGAAUAUGGGCAUUGCAGGAUUUCCUUGGUGGACCACAGAUAUUGGGGGUUUCCAUGGUGGCGAUCCAAACGAUCCGCAGUUUCGUGAGCUGUUUGUGCGCUGGUUCCAGUGGGCUGCUUUCUGUCCCGUCAUGCGCUUACAUGGCGACCGGGAGCCUCGACAGCCUCAACAAGGCACGACGGGAGGUGCGACGUGUUGUACCGGUGCAGAUAACGAGGUAUGGUCCUAUGGACCAAGAGUGUAUGACAUUUGCGAGAACUACCUGCGAAUCCGCGAGGAAUUACGGCCAUACACGAGAGAACUGAUGCGAGAGGCAGCGAAUAAAGGUACCCCGUUGAUGCGAACGCUCUUCUAUGAAUUCCCCGACGACAAAGAAUGUUGGAAUAUCAGCAAUCAGUACAUGUUUGGUCACCAAUUCCUGUGCUGCCCGGUGCUUAGCGCCGGCAUAGAGAAGAUGACAGUAUAUCUCCCACGCUUGCCGGUGGGGAACAAGUGGAAGGCAUUCCAUGGAGAUAAUGUCUGGGGCGGAGGCCAAUGGAUCGAGGUUGAGUGCCAUAUAGAUACGAUGCCUGUCUUUGUGAAAGAGUAG
This is a messenger RNA of Talaromyces amestolkiae, 1995 nucleotides long. RefSeq lists its product as uncharacterized. Gene Ontology annotation, biological process: carbohydrate metabolic process. NCBI's taxonomy places the organism in Eukaryota, Fungi, Ascomycota, Eurotiomycetes, Eurotiales, Trichocomaceae. The record is from RefSeq and is a predicted model, not a curated record. The transcript has 2 exons. Gene Ontology annotation, molecular function: hydrolase activity, hydrolyzing O-glycosyl compounds; carbohydrate binding. Bases 1 to 1995 code for a protein of 664 amino acids.